ACAGGACGCGAAGCCGAUCGAUCGGUAGAGAGGGAGAGCCUGCAGCCGCCAAGCUGUCCGUGCCGAGGAGAGAGGUCUCCGUCGCCGGACAGUCACGUCCAGUUCGCAGCUCCGGGCGCCCGCUUCGUGGCGGCUCGUGAUCAGGAUUUGGAAGGGCAAUGGGGGUUAAGUGACUUGCCCAGGGUCACACAGCUGGGGCAUCCAAGAAACCAGGUAAUGGCAGAUGAGCUUCUUCCACCCAGGCCUCAGGGCCGGACACUGGGAUUAUCGCUGGGCUGCCGCAGGAAUGUGUUUCAGGCAUCUAUGAUGUUUGAAGAUGUGGCUGUGUAUCUCACUCGGGAGGAGUGGAGCCAUCUGGGUCCUGCUCAGAGAAACCUCUACAGGGAUGUGAUGCUGGAGAAUUAUGGGCAUGUGGUCUCUCUGGGAUUUCCAGUAUCCAAACCAAAUGUGAUCUCCCAGCUAGAACGAGGGGAAGAGCCAUGGAUCCUAGACAUUCAGGAAGCUGAGGGGAGAAAGAUGCUGAGAAGCGACUGUUUAGAUUGUGAAUUGAGGACUGAGAAAAAUGAACUGUCUCCAAAGCAGGAAAUUUCUGAAGAGGUGGAACCACAAUGGGCAAUACUGGAAAGACUCACAGGGAAUGUUCCCCAAGGAUCCAAAUGGGGAGAAGUCUGUGAAUAUGAAGGAAGACCAAAGGAAAAUUGGGGAUCCUCUGUAGGAAGGAAGCUCCUUUCUCAAGAGGGAAAUUUCAGGACAGUUUCAGUGAUCCACCAGUUAUCUGCAACAGGAAUGAGAGGCCAAGAAUGUAAUGAAUUCGGAAGAAAUUUCAGGCUGCCAUCUAACCCUGUUCGGCUUCAAAGAGAUCCUUCAGGAGGGAGACUACAUCAGUGGGAUGAAAUGGGCCAAAGAUUCAAACAAAAUUCAGAUUUAAUUAGAUACCAGAAAGACUAUGCAAAAGAGAAACCUUGUGACAAUUCUGUAUAUUGGAAACAGUUUGGACAGAGCUCAAAUCUUAUUGAACAUCAAAAAAUUCACACUAGAGAGGAAACUUAUGAGUGUAAUGAAUAUGGAAAACACUUUAUCAGAAGGUCUUUGCUCAUACAAAAUCAGGGAAUUCAUACAGGAGCAAAAACAUAUGAGUGUAGCGAAUGUGGAAAUACCUACAGUAAGAAGUCUCUUCUUAAUGAUCAUCAGAAAAUUCACAAUGCAGGGAAACAUUACCAGUGUAAUGUAUGUGGAAAAGCCUACAAUAAGAAGUCUACAUUUGUUGAUCAUCAAAAAAUUCACACUGGAGAAAAACCCUAUGAGUGUAAUGAAUGUCAUAAAUGCUUUAUCAGAAAAUCUUUGCUUAUUCGACACCAGAGAAUUCACACAGGAGAGAAACCGUAUGAAUGUACUGAAUGUGGGAAAGCCUGCAGUCAAAAGUCUGCCCUUCUUGAUCAUCAAAGACUUCAUACAGGUGAAAAACCCUAUGAAUGCAGUGAAUGUGGUAAGCACUAUAUCAGAAAGGCUUUGCUUAUUGAACACCAGAGAAUUCAUACAGGAGAAAAACCCUAUAAGUGUAAUGAAUGUGGGAAAGCCUAUAGAAAAAAGUCCACUCUUGUGGAUCACCAGAGACUUCAUACUGGAGAGCGAUCCUAUGAAUGUAAUGAAUGUGGUAAAAUCUUCACCCAAAGCCUAAAUUUCAUUCAGCAUCAGAGAAUUCACACAGGAGAGAAACCCUAUCAGUGUAGUGAUUGUGGAAAACCAUUCAGUCAUAGAUCUGCCCUUAUUCAACACCAGAGAAUUCACACUGGUGAGAAGCCCUAUGAAUGUAACGAAUGUGGCAAAGCCUACUGGAGGAAGUCUACCCUUAUUGAUCAUCAAAGACUUCACACUGGAGAGAUACCUUAUAAAUGUAGUACAUGUGGGAAGGCUUUCAGACAUAGGCCAUCUUUCAUUGAACAUCAGAAAUUACAUAAUGGAGGCAAACACCAUGAGUGUAAUGAAUGCAAAAAACAAUUUAGUACACGGGCUUCCCUUAUUCAGCAUCAGAGACUUCAUACUGGAGAGAAACCUCAUGAAUGUAAUGAAUGUGGAAAAGCUUUCAGUCAGAAGUCUACACUUAUUGAUCAUCAGAGACGUCACAGUGGGGAGAAACCAUAUGAGUGUAGUGAAUGUGGUAAAUGCUUUAUCAGAAGAGCUUUCCUUAUUCAGCACCAGAGAGUUCACACAGGAGAGAAACCCUAUGAAUGUAAGGAAUGUGGGAAAGCCUAUAGAAAGAAGUCUACUCUUACUAGUCACCAGAAAAUUCAUAUUGAAAAGAAACAAGAGUUAAUUAAUAUCGAAAAGUCCUCAGUCUUGAAACCUGCUCUUAUUGAUCACCAGUGACUUCAUAUUGGGAGAAGUCCCACGAAUUUAACAAUUGUAAAUGGUUUAUUAGAAGUACUUUGCUUAUUCAUCAGAGAAUUCACAUAAAAACCCUUAUGAAAACAAUUAAUGUGGAAAAUACUUAAAAAUCUUUGCUUGGAGAGAAUUCCUAUGAUCAUACAUAGAAUGUGGGCAAACAUUCAACUGGAAUUUCAACCUCAUUAGACAUAAAACAAUUCUCACAGGAGAGAAGUCCAGUGUGUGUAUGAGAGAAACCUAGUACAUGCCUGUAAGGUGUGAAUUCCUUAAAUGAAUCUGCAUACUUUCAUCAACAUUUGAAAAUUCAGAAUGAAAAGAACCAUCUCAGGGUAGUGAAUGUGAGAGGCUUUACAAUCUUCAGUCAGAAGUCUUCCCUUGUUUGACAUUGUAGAAUUGCUACUGGAGAGAAAUGUUAUCAUGAAUGCCAGGAAUCUGGGGAGGCUGUCAGGUCCAAGCUGUCAUUGAACAUCAGACAAUGCAUAAUUUCAUAGAUUUGUGGUUACUUCUGCUGAUGCAGACUGACAUUCCUUCAUACUUUCUCAUCUAUGUUCUGCCAUAAAUCUUCCAAAGAGUAGCCACCAUAUUGGAGGUUUUCCUUUGAUUCUUUUACUAUCUUCAGGAUACCAAAUGCAUCACUUAGUGUGCUUCUCCUUUGUGUCUCAUUCUCACAACCUGGCCGACUCACCUCCAUAUCCAGGCAUACAUGUCUUCCAUAAUAUUGGUUAUAUUACUUCUCUAGUCUAAGUCACCAUUGGCAACAUGCUGCUACUAUUAGUUCAUUACUUUUUGAGUAACAUAAUUUGGAAUCUAACUACAUCCAGGUUUUCCAUAAUUUGAAGGCACAUAGUAUCUAAAAUAUUGGUUUUUGAAGAGAUGGAUUUUUGCAAUGGGAAGCAGUUAGGGUUUAUUGAAAGCAAUUUUUCAAAUGUAUUCCAAUCCAGUGAGAUCACUUCCUGCUACUUAAACACACACACAUACACACAUAAAUGUAUUAUGUAUAUAUUUAUAUCUCUGUGUGUGGGUAUAUAUGUAUAUAUAUAUAUAUGUAUAUAUAUAUACAUAUAUAUAUACACACACACGCACACACACAUAGACACAUAAAUAAAAAAAUAUGGACUAACUUGAUCAACCUUUCACUGCAUGUCAAAAUCUGUUCAAUACAUGGUUUUAAUUCACUUUGUUUUGGGGGAUUUAGAUCAUUAAGUCAAUUUCUUUUUUCAUUGCUGUAGAUUUUACUGACGAAGCUUUAUAGCAUUCUGAGGCUUAAUUUAAUUAGUAGAGAAACAUGCCAUAACUGUAAUGACUGUGAAAAAGCUUUCUGUGUGUCUUCAUCCAAAAUUCAGUGUCAUAAGAUUCGAAACCCAGUGAGUGUAGAGAAUUCAGAAAAGCCUUCAGCCAGUGUAUACAUUUAAUUCCAUGUUAGCAUUUAUACAGGUGAGAAGUCCUAAUGAAUUUGGCACAGUCUUUUUCUCAGAGCAUUUAUUAUUGAACAACAGAGAAAAUAUAAUUGGAGAAACCUUAUGAAUGAAAUAAAUAUGGGAAAGCUCUUCCUCAUAUAAAUUCUUAUUAAAUAUGAAAGAACUCACAAAUAGGAAAUACAUUAAUAUAAUGAUUGAAUCAAAAGCUUUAACUAACUCUCUAGCUGUAUUUGACAUCAGAGGAGUAAUAUUGAAGAGAAAUCCUGUGACAACGAUGAGAUUUAUGAUUUGCAUAGUGGUUGAGCUAGAUCAUAGGAUCUCAUAAUUGGAAAAGAUAUCAAAGACCAUGUGAUUCAGCAGAUAACAAGAACCCUCCCAUAACAUCCUUGACAGGUGAUGAUCCAGCAAUCCCUUGGAGCUCUCCUGUGGUAAGAAACUAAUGAUUUACUGAGGUACACAAAUUCUGUUUUGUACCAUUCUAAUUUCUAGGAAGCCUUUACUUAUAUCUACAUAAAUAUUUGCAGCUUCCUACCAUUGAUUUUAGUUUUGUUUUCUGAAAUAAAGUGGAACAAAUCUAAUUCCUCUUCCAUGUGACAGAUAUUCAAAUAAAGACCACUAUUAUCCUGUCCCUCUUUCCUACCCUGCUACCUGAGCUUUUGGAACUCACCCUUAUAUCACAUCCCAAAUUGCCUCACCAUCUGGUCCAUAUUUUUCUGAAUAUUUGUCAGUGUAUUUUCCAAAACUUAGCACCUACGGCUGAAUGUAGUACCACAGAUGAGACAUGACUACAGAAAGCAGAGAGACUAUCACAUCCUUCAUUCUGGACACUGUGCUUACAUCAGUGGAAUCUAAAAUAGCAUUAACUUUUUGGAGGACAUUUGUGCAAUGUUGACAUAUUCCACAAAAAAAUACCUGUAUUCUUUCUCCAUAAUUGUUGUCUAGAUGCUUCUCCUCAAUUCUGUACUCCUGAAGUUGGUUUCUUGAAUCCAAGUAUCUUUUUCAGUCAUUUCAGUUGUUGCAACUCUUCAUGACCCUAUUUUGUGUUUUCUUGGCAAAGAUAAUGGAAUAGUUUGCCAUUUCCUUCUCUAGCUCAUUUUACAAAUGAGGAA
Molecule: messenger RNA, 4912 nt
Organism: Dromiciops gliroides (monito del monte)
Lineage: Eukaryota; Metazoa; Chordata; Mammalia; Microbiotheria; Microbiotheriidae
Product: zinc finger protein 883-like
Exons: 6
Coding region: 217-2367 (716 amino acids)
Biological process (GO): regulation of transcription by RNA polymerase II
Molecular function (GO): DNA-binding transcription factor activity; RNA polymerase II cis-regulatory region sequence-specific DNA binding
Source: RefSeq, a predicted model, not a curated record